Messenger RNA from Misgurnus anguillicaudatus (oriental weatherfish), 3744 nucleotides. It is a transcript of the gene lhx6a, whose product is annotated as LIM homeobox 6a. Gene Ontology annotation, cellular component: nucleus. Gene Ontology annotation, molecular function: DNA-binding transcription factor activity, RNA polymerase II-specific; RNA polymerase II transcription regulatory region sequence-specific DNA binding. NCBI's taxonomy places the organism in Eukaryota, Metazoa, Chordata, Actinopteri, Cypriniformes, Cobitidae. Gene Ontology annotation, biological process: neuron differentiation; forebrain neuron development; regulation of transcription by RNA polymerase II. The record is from RefSeq and is a predicted model, not a curated record.
UUUUGUAAGAUUUGGCAUGACCACUGUGACGUUAUGGUUAGGGGUGGGGUAUUGUUAUUGUUUUUAUGAUAAUAGUACGUUUUUGCACUAUUAACUUCGUACGUAUUCAUACGAAUUAGCCAACUCGUAAAAUGUGUACGAAUUCUCGUGAAAUCAAUCUGUAUUAUUAGAGUACAGACGAGAAGAGAGUAUAAAAGCACAAAUGAGCUGUAAUAGUGACCCCACACUAACUUUAUAUUAUUUUAUGUUUAUUUUAUAUAAGACUACUUUGAAUAAUAUUAGAUGUCUAGUCUGAUGUGGGCUGCAUUAAAAUAUUUAAUAGCCUACCUGUAAAACCCUUAAAUAUGCCAAAUUUAUAAAUAAGACUGAUUCGGUUUUAAAAUCGCAUUAUUGUGCGUCUAACUGAAUUUGACUCUCUGACAAAAUAACCUGUAAAAUUAACUGCAUGCUUUAAUUUAUUGUUUUAACAUGUAACAUUAAGACAUAAAAGUAAGGUUGGUUAGGUAAAAAUCUAACAUUUAUAAUGUUAAGAGAAUUACAGAAAAUACUGGUGAAUAUGUAUCUCAAACUAAAGUGAUACAAAUCGAAAUUUCGAUCAUAAUUCGUUUUGUUUGUUUGUUUUAAAUCAAGUAAUACUCAAACGUUUAAUUUUGUUCUCUCCUCAUCAGAUCUGAAUGCUUUCCUGUGUGUCUUUUUAUGCACAUAUAAACCUUUUUUUCUAUUCUUAGGCAAACUGCUUUAUAAUAUUAUAUACAUGCGCACAAUCGUUUCACAAUCAUUGUGCAACAGCAUAAGCGGAGAAUUCUGAGAUGCUUAGCCUACUCUACUCGAAUAUUUGAUUGCAAUGGAUUUUUCUUCACUGUUCUCCCCAACAAAAUAACAGCAUGCCGCUUUUAGACUUGAGAGUUUCUUUCUCUCAUUACAAUUUUGAAACCUUUCAAAUAAAAAAACUCGUAUAGUUUGCAAGAGAAUUUGCAUAAAAAUAUUGUCAUUUAGAUUACAUAGAAUAUAAGUACAUUUAGACUUUAUAAAUAUAAGCUACCUUUUCAGGAUGUUGCUGCUAUAUUUCACAUUCUAUUGCUUGACCAGGAUCUUUAAACAAAUAAAAUUAAAGUAAUUUGUUUUUGGAUUUUGAUCGUCGUGAUUAAUGAUUAUUCAUAUAUUUCAGUCUUUGGUAACGUUUUCAAAAUAAACAAAGUGAAGAUAGUACGCAAUCUGUGUAACAUAAACUAUUGAUAAGAUCAAAUGUAAUAAAUACAAACAUUCUGAUGUUCAGAAGCGAUGCAUAAUUAAGCUUAAUAAUUAUAAGCUUAAGACGAUCGUGAAUGCAAAUUUAGCAUUAAUAAUUGCUAAAUUAUGUCGUCGACAAUAAUGAAUAAUACGUGAUUCUAGGCCUGUAUUCUAUGAAGUAGGAAGGUCAUGCAUAUUACGUAUUUUGCAUUCAAGGCGUGUGCAUCUCUUUUAUUACCUUAAAUGUGCUAAAAAAUGCAAAACUUAGAAAUAAUACAAUUGCAUGGUUUAAUUGUAGACUAGUUUUUUUAAUUAUUGAAAUAUUCGAUUCUUUUUUUCUUAUUAGACAAUUCAAAAGCAUUAUGCAUAAUGCAAGGUCUCUGUAUCACGACAUUUCGAUACAUAAACCAUUCUCACAAACUCCCAUGUGCAGUACGUCUUCCCUCCCCUCUGAUCUGCAAACUUUCAGAGACUGCCUAUGAGGAGAGCAGGAGCAAAACCUGCCAGCCCCUUAAUUUUCUCCACUUCCUGUACUCAAACAACUGCAUCCCAAAAGAGAGGAAAAGUCGUAGGAAAUAUCCUGCAAACAGUUCUGAAUAAGGCGUCCUGACGAACUGCGUGCGCUCGGCCGCAUCUGGUCCGGUUUACUCACGUAUUACCAAAGUGAAGACUUUUUUUAGAUUUCACAAGAGUUUUUUUUUAACAGGACUGUCGUUAUUUAUUGACUUUUAUAAAGGAAAGAGUGAACUGGGUUGAUAUUACAACGAAAUUGACCGCGCAUCCAGUGCGCACUGGAUAAAAUACACAAAAGGCAAAGAGCUUGCAUCUUGAGGAUACGCAAAGAGGGGGUUAACUUUAUCAAAAAUCGCCGUUGUUUCUGGGCUUUUUCAUGUAUUGGAAAAAUGAGGUUUUGGCCCCUCUAUCAGAGGGAAAUCAAUUUCUAUCCGAAGGAAUUCCCACAAAACAGGUGAUCUCGCCAGAUUCACAGAGCACACCGGGAGCAUCACGCUGCGUGGACAGUCAACACGGACACGCAAUGUCACACUCCGACGGAGAAUCACACAGGUCUAAUAUGGAGAAAGACGAUACGCGCUCUUCGCCCAGUCCUCCUUCAACUCCGUCCAUCUGCUCGCCCACAUCCACCGCCUCCUCCGUUCCGUCCACCGGGAAGAACGUGUGCGCGAGCUGUGGACUUGAGAUCUUGGACAGAUAUCUGCUGAAGGUUAAUAAUUUGAUUUGGCACGUGAGAUGUCUGGAGUGUUCAGUCUGCAGAACUUCACUACGUCAGCACAGCAGCUGCUACAUUAAAAACAAGGAAAUCUUCUGUAAAAUGGAUUAUUUCAGUAGGUUUGGUACAAAGUGUGCCCGCUGUGGCCGGCAGAUCUAUGCCAGCGACUGGGUACGGCGAGCCAGGGGUAACGCCUACCAUCUGGCCUGCUUCGCGUGUUUCUCCUGCAAACGUCAGCUUUCUACAGGCGAGGAGUUCGGACUGGUGGAGGAAAAAGUUUUAUGUCGGAUCCAUUACGACACCAUGGUGGAAAACCUAAAGCGGGCCGCUGAAAGUGGAAGUGGACUUACUCUAGAAGGGGCCGUGCCCUCGGAACAGGACAGUCAACCAAAACCGGCCAAACGGGCACGAACAUCCUUUACAGCGGAGCAACUGCAGGUAAUGCAGGCGCAGUUUGCCCAGGACAACAACCCUGACGCUCAAACCCUUCAGAAACUAGCAGACAUGACCGGAUUAAGUAGACGAGUAAUACAGGUUUGGUUUCAAAACUGCAGAGCGAGACAUAAAAAGCACACCCCACAGCACGGCGGUCCACCUCAAUCACACCCUCAGGCCCGCAUGCCCCCUUCACUGCCCGACGAACUGCAUUACUCCCCUUUCGGCAGUCCUGAGAGAGCACGGAUGGUGGCCCUGCACGGGUACAUCGAAAGUCAUCCGUUUUCCGUGCUCACUGCACAGAGCCUCCCUCAUCAAGCCAUGUCGUUACCCCAGCUCCCUCUCAGCCGCUAACGCCCCACUGCCUCAUGGUGACCCCUGACCUCAUGCUCCAAACUUCCGUCCACUCCUCCACAGACCCCAGAAGCGGGAUCUGGCUCAAGGAGAGGGUCACGGUCCCUCUUGCUCUUGACCUUUGAACUCCCAAGGAGAGAGACUAUUUCCUCUCUGGCUUCAGUGGACGGGAUUUUACUCACCUGCAUCCAGUCACGCUCAUUUACGGAAAAGACUUAUCUGUGACCUGUGAAUUUAAGACUUUUGUCGUCGAGACCAGAAUCUGGACUUUCGGACAAAAAAACACUGUACAAAGACUAGAAGUGCUCUUGGUUCGUCCUCUCUCCUAAUUGAUUCAUCUCAGAUCAUUUGGAGAAUGAAUGCAAACACAAGGAAUGUAAAGUUACCUGCAUCAGUGUUAAAGAUAUAGAUUGGAAUAAAGGCUAAGAGCUGUGGAUGGGGAAAAUGACAAGGUGGUAAGAUGUUAUAUCAUUUUUUCCUGGCUAAAAAGUGAAAAA